Aureobasidium subglaciale EXF-2481 is the source of this 1518-nucleotide messenger RNA. RefSeq lists its product as uncharacterized. The transcript is spliced from 2 exons. The record is from RefSeq and is a predicted model, not a curated record. Lineage: Eukaryota; Fungi; Ascomycota; Dothideomycetes; Dothideales; Saccotheciaceae. The coding region runs from base 1 to 1518 and encodes 505 amino acids.
AUGGUCACCCUAUUGCUCAAGACAAUCGGACGGCUGACUUUAGGGUCUCCUAUAACAUGGAGGCCGAUAUCAUCCACGCGUCUUGGAGGUCCUCAUCCUACACCUCAUGUGUCACAAUUUCCGACUUCAAUUCGACGUCCAUUUUCUGAUAGGAAAACCAAUCCAGAGGCUCGACAGCACAUAGACUCAUCUGAUAGCGACUCUCCAGUCAAGAUUCGCCCUGAACGGUACUACAGGCAUUUGGAACGGCAAAGACGUAAAUAUGCUACGGACCACGAAUUUGCCGAACGGCUACGCAACACAAACAGACACAGAUAUGCUACGGAUCCUGAAUUUGCCAACAGACAACGGCAACGAUACAUGCUAUCCAAGAUACGUGCCGACAGAGAGUGGUGGGAAGUGGUAAAGCGACAUGCGAAGGACCGGGCGAGAUUGCGCAGGGCCAAUGAUCCCGCAUACUUGCUAAAAGAACGGAUCUACGAGUGGAUCAAGGCAUAUACUUGGUUCCGUGAAGAAGUGGAUUUCGCUCCUUACCAACCGAUUUGGUAUCCCCAAAAGGUGGAACACAGGUGUCACUCGUGCGGCAAGAAGAAAUAUGGAGGCCUUCGGCUAUGGUGGAAGAUGGAUCCCGAGAGCUUCACAUGCCACGUCUGCUACAUGAAAGGCAGCGAAGGAGGCAUGCCGGAAGGCUACGAAGGCUGCAACACUAUCAGGGAAAUCGCCGCGCGAAAGGAAGAACUCGAAAGCAAAGCGACGCAGACUUUGCACACUCGAAGGCUUUCUGGCCAGCCAUCAAGGUCAUCAUCAACAAUGCCAAAUGGUUCUCGUCACUUUUCCACUUACCGCUCUGCUUGGACCCUUUCGAGAACACUGGAGGCGCAAGAGCAAACGAAUCAAGGCGUCUCAGCCAACUUCUCUGAAAGGGAGGAAGAGAAACGAGAGGCUACAAGACAGUAUCAGCGCGAGCGGAGAGCGCGAGAAGACGUCAAUGAUCCAGACUGGCGUGUGAGAAAAAGAUCAUAUGAACGCCAAUACUAUUACACAGAUCCCGAAAGGCGAGCACUGGUCACCAAAAAGGAGCGGGAUCGGUGGCAUUCCGAUACAGAAAGGAGGAAGCAUCGCCUUGAAGUAAUGCGAUCGGAAAGAGCAACACCCUUGGUCAGAGAGAGGUAUCUGAUAUAUCGCUGGGUUCUCCGCAAGCCAGAGUCUAGAACACUCGCAGUCUGGCAACCGUAUCAGCCAAUGGUGUAUCACGAGAGGGUGGAACAGUAUUGUCAAGGAUGCGGUUACGUACGAAAUGGUGGUCGAAAGUUGUGGUGGAAAUCUGGAGACACCUACAAUUGUCACAGCUGCUUCAUGAAAAGGCCAGAUGGAGGUUUGCCGAGAGACUUCAAGGGUUGUGGUAAUCUGGAACAGCUCGAUGCAGUUCUGAAGCAAGACAAGAGCGGCACACUCGCCGGACGAGAACCAGGAACGGCCAAGACAAAACCAGAAGACGACGAUACGUCACCACCCUAG